AUGGAAAAGGCAUUGUCAUAUUCUGGCCUUAUAGCUGGACCGAGGAACAUGACCAUAUCCAGUGGUUUCUACAGCCUCAUCAGAGCCAUCAAAAGGCCAACUCAAAAGGGGGAAGAGGAACGUAUUGUGCAAAAGGAGCUGGAACUCAUUAGACAAAACUUGUCCCAACCUGACAUCUCUAUGAAAAAGAUGAAAGAAUUCAUGGUUCGACUCAUCUAUUGUGAGAUGCUGGGCCAGCCAGCUACCUUUUCUUACAUCCAUGCCAUUAAGAUGGCCCAGCAAGGUGUGCUUCUCAACAAGAGAGUUGGAUAUUUGGGAGUCAGUCUGUUCCUAAACAGUCAGCAUGAGCUGAUCCUGCUGUUGAUCAACACCAUUCAGAAGGAUCUGAAUAGCACCAAUGUUCUUGAUGUGUGUGGAGGAUUGACAGCAUGUUGUAAUCUCAUUGGACCUGAGAUGCUUCAGGUUGUACUACCGCUGAUAGAGCAGAAUGUACAACAUCAACAUGAGAUUGUCAGAAGGAAAGCAGUGCUGGUUCUUCACAGCUUUGUAUUGAAGUGUCCUCAUCUCAUUGGUCAUAUGAGAGAAUAUUUUCAACAGGCUUUGUGUGACAGGUCACCAGGAGUCAUGACGGCUGCGUUACACAUCUAUCAAACCCUUGUUAAGGAACACCCUGAGCAUCACAAGUCUUUGGUGCGUCCUCUAACCAGUAUUCUGAAACAGGUCGUGCAGAGGAAGCUAUCGCAGGAGUAUGAAUUUCGAGGUGUUCCCGCCCCUUGGUUGCAGAUUCAAAUUCUGAAGAUGCUUGCAAGACUGGGGUUCAAUGAUCCAAAGACAAGUCUAAUGAUGUAUGAUGUGUUAGAGGAGGUUUUGGAGUCUUCCAACACAAUAUCCUUGAUAUCCUGUGGUGUCCAGUAUGAAUGCAUCAUGACCAUUGCAAAAAUCCAUCCCAAACUGGACCUGUUGAAGAAGGCUUCUGUCUGUAUAACAAGGUUCUUGAAAUCACAAAGCAACAAUCUCAGAUACCUAGGUGUGAAUGCAUUAGGAGUCAUCCAUAAAGUUCAUCCUGAAUUCAGUAUAGAACACCAGAUGACCGUUGUAGAAUGCUUAGAGGAUGAGGAUCCAACGAUAAAACAAGCAACACUGAAUUUACUCUAUGAGAUGUGCAAUACGGACAAUAUAAGUGUGAUUUUGGACAAGGUCUUAGAUCAUCUGAAUUCUGGCAAGGAUGAGCGUGACCACAGUGAACAUAUACACAGGAUGGUUUCUUUAGCGCAUCAAUUCCAUCCCAGUAUAAGAUGGUAUGUGGUCAUCAUAGUAAAAAUUCUUCAUCUACAUAGUACCGAUGUUCCUCCAAACACAAUCAAUAAUCUCAUUACUUCAAUUCAAAGGCACGAACCCAAAGAAUCGGGUUUGGUUUCUUAUCUUGUUGAAGAGAUGCUCACGUUAUCCAAGCAAGCACAUCUUAGAGAAGAUUUGAUUAAGCUCAUAGCAUGGGUUUUAGGAGAGUAUAGUCACUCAGAGAAGUCCACUGUCCCUGGUUCUGAAGCUAUGGCUGGACUGUCUGCACUACUCUCCAAACCAAUGUCCCCUGCUACCAGAAGUUGUGUAGUGACAGCCAUUACCAAAGUAGUCUUGAAGAGUGGACUAGCAGCAGAAGACGUCACCAAGGUUGCUCGAACUGCCCAAAAGAAUGUUCAUCUCAAACAGGUUUCUUGUGAACUAGAAGUGCUCUCUUCACAACCAGAACUGAUUACAGCAUUGCCAAGUAUAGCUAAGAGUCAGUUUGACUGGACUUUAUCGUUUCUGGAUGACUAUGUUUCCGAUGCCUUGGGAAACGGAGCUGCUCCUUACAAGCCCAAACAGCAAAGAUCGGCAGAAAAACAUAAUAGUCCCGAAGUGAUGAGGCCUUUCCUGUCCGGUCUGAAUUUCAGGCCGUAUGAGUCCCAUUCUGCAUCAGUGAUGACUCCUACAGAAUCUUCUAGCUCUGUACCCGUCAACAACCAAGAAUCUUCCUCGUGGUCACCGUCUCAGUCCCUUAGCUCUGGGGCCACAGGAAACAGUGUUGAUACAGAGUUAGCAACGAGACCAUCUUUGAAAACUGAAGGUAUCCAGAAAGUUUGGAGCCAGACUGGAUACAGUAGAGCUAAUAAGGAUAUCAACAAGAAGAGGCAAUCACCAAAGAGAAACAAUACUGUACAACCGAGAGGGGAAGAGAGCAGGAAAGAACCUCCAGUACAGAUGAGUCCAGUAACAGCGGUUGGAAUGACAACUAUUCAUCCAGCUGAAAGUGAAGAGGAGAAAAGGAAACAAGAAUUGGCAAAGGCUUUAUUUGGUUCUGCGAGGAAGCAACCAGAGCAAAAUGAGGUACCCCAGCCCCGAAUGAAAUCCUCUUCCACUGCCAAGCCGUCGUCAUUGAAAGAGACAGCCGGUCCCGAAGCCUUUGCAGAUUACUGCACGGAAGAGGGUCUCAGGAUACGUGGAGACAUGGGCCGGAAUAUCCUGUUGGAUAUCGGAAUCCCCAGUGUGGCAGAUGAAGGAAGCACUCCACAUGGUCAUUCAUCGAUCCUGCAUGGCUCCAACCGACAUAACGACUCUAAGACUAUCAAUCUUGACAUGCUGCCGAGAGAUGUUGGUGAUUUGAAAUCAAAGUCAAACCAUGGUGUUUCUUUGCUCGAUGAUGAUGAUCAAACUUUACCGUCCUUGCCGGACAGUCUGGAGACCUGUCCCAGUAGUCAGGUAGCAGAAGAACUGGUGUUUGACACCAACGUAAGACUGACGAUGAGGAGAGUUUGGCAGAAUGAAGCUCUCGCUCUGGUUUUCUUUGUCUCUGCACUCACGCCGGUCGAGGAAGUGAGGAUAACCUUAGAUGUCCCAUCAAAUAUGAAGUGUACGAUAGACAAUGAAGAAACCAAUGUGAUGGUUGUUCCACCAUCCGGAGUUUCACAAGCCAAGUUGAUGUGCAAUGUACCAGCUACUAACAUGAGUCUAGGAGGAGAGCUCACAUUUAAGGAUCCCACCAAAACUCUCAAAAGACUGUUCUUCCAUGCACCGAUUCAUAUCAAAGAUUUAUUGAGAACCAAAGAAAUGACUACAGAGGAGUUUGGAAAACUUUGGACUGAACUGAGCUUAGAUCAAAGACUAAUCCAGGAUGCCAAGGGCUGGACAAUUACAAGUAUCAUGAACAAGAUGACUAGUUUGCAUCUGUUUCCUGUUGAGAUUAUAGGUGAGGAGGGUAUCCUUGCUACAUCUCUUCUCCAGUCUUCUAUCUGUUUGAUUCACCUCAAACUUAACAGUAACAAACUAGACAUCUGGGUCAAAACCAGAAGUAAACUCCUUUCUCAAAUCCUUGCCAAGAAGUGUACCAGUGUCAUAGAGGAGGGUCAAAAGAAGGAGUAAUAGAGCUUCAUAAGCUGGAUU
Lytechinus variegatus (green sea urchin) is the source of this 3417-nucleotide messenger RNA. RefSeq names its product AP-4 complex subunit epsilon-1-like. The record is from RefSeq and is a predicted model, not a curated record. Gene Ontology annotation, molecular function: cargo adaptor activity. Gene Ontology annotation, biological process: receptor-mediated endocytosis; intracellular protein transport. The coding region runs from base 1 to 3396 and encodes 1131 amino acids. NCBI's taxonomy places the organism in Eukaryota, Metazoa, Echinodermata, Echinoidea, Temnopleuroida, Toxopneustidae. The transcript has 22 exons. Gene Ontology annotation, cellular component: AP-4 adaptor complex; membrane coat.